Toxorhynchites rutilus septentrionalis is the source of this 501-nucleotide messenger RNA. RefSeq names its product cuticle protein 7-like. The coding region runs from base 19 to 501 and encodes 160 amino acids. Gene Ontology annotation, cellular component: extracellular matrix. The transcript has 2 exons. The record is from RefSeq and is a predicted model, not a curated record. NCBI's taxonomy places the organism in Eukaryota, Metazoa, Arthropoda, Insecta, Diptera, Culicidae.
GUUAGUCGCAGAGCAAAUAUGUUUAAGGUUACCUGCAUUCUGGCGUUCAUCGCCGUAUCAUCCGUUCUCGGCUAUAACCAUCAGGAACAUGGAUUCCAUGCGCAAACCAAACAUACUGCUCCACAUCACCAUCAUGCUGAGGCUAAACAUCAUCAUCACGAGGAUUAUCAUUCCCACCCAAAGUACAAGUUUGAGUACGGAGUGAGUGAUGCCCACACGGGAGACCACAAAACUCAUUGGGAACAUCGUGACGGUGAUGUCGUUAAGGGACAGUACUCACUGAAGGAAGCCGAUGGCACGAAGCGUAUCGUGGAAUAUACUGCCGAUGCUCACCAUGGAUUCCAGGCGGUCGUGAAGAAGGUUGGACAUGCGGAUCACCAUCACCAUGAACACGAUGCUCACGCCGAGGCGCAUCAUGCCCUACCGGUUGUCCAUGAUCAUCACCACAAGCCAACCGGUGGUCACGGUCACAGUUACAGCCAUCUAACCAAAUAUGAAUAG